Molecule: messenger RNA, 369 nt
Organism: Ipomoea nil (Japanese morning glory)
Lineage: Eukaryota; Viridiplantae; Streptophyta; Magnoliopsida; Solanales; Convolvulaceae
Product: AP-2 complex subunit sigma-like
Exons: 6
Coding region: 1-369 (122 amino acids)
Biological process (GO): protein transport; vesicle-mediated transport
Cellular component (GO): intracellular membrane-bounded organelle
Source: RefSeq, a predicted model, not a curated record
AUGACAGUGCCACCAAAGUCGGAGGACCUUUACCGAUACCUCUGCCAAUCUCCAGUUCUUCAUCGCCUGGAAGACCCCUUUACUACGAAAGACUGCUGCGAUCUCCCCGGCCUCGCCGACUCGUCAAUUACUAUGGGUUUUAAAGUAUUCUUUUUAAUAGUUGAUGUUUUCCUGUCAGUUCUGAACACACAAGAUGAUCUACAGGCUAUACUGGAUCACUUUUUUAGUAAUGUCUGCGAGUUAGAUUUGGUUUUUAACUUUCACAAGGUAUAUCUAAUCUUAGAUGAAUUCGUUCUCGGUUGGGAGCUCCAAGAAACAAGUAAGAAGGCUAUCAUAGAGAGUUUGAAUGAAUUGGAGAAGUUGGAGUAA